Messenger RNA from Aspergillus sclerotioniger CBS 115572, 1672 nucleotides. Its product is annotated as putative phthalate transporter. Gene Ontology annotation, molecular function: transmembrane transporter activity. The coding region runs from base 207 to 1661 and encodes 484 amino acids. NCBI's taxonomy places the organism in Eukaryota, Fungi, Ascomycota, Eurotiomycetes, Eurotiales, Aspergillaceae. The record is from RefSeq and is a predicted model, not a curated record. Gene Ontology annotation, cellular component: membrane. Gene Ontology annotation, biological process: transmembrane transport. The transcript has 9 exons.
CAAUUGCCGAACAGUCCAUCAGCUGAGGUCCGCCACGCACCGCGGGGGAAAGGCCUCUGGGCUCGUCCAGCGAUACGUAUCGCCAUGGCGGGUGCGACGCAGCAUAUAAUGAUCCGUGGUCGCCAGCUCAAGUCGCCCCUUUCCUGAUUCCUCCCACUUGGCCAAUUUAAUUUUGUACGCGUCGGGUAUAGUUCGUGAUCUUCACCAUGUCGACUGCAGACCUCGAAAAGCCUCCCAGCGUGGAGCGAAUCGAAGACAUUGGCAAACCCGCAACCAAUGAUGUGGACUAUGAUGAGGAAUUCACGCCUGCCGAGCAGCGCAAGAUCAUCCAUCGUGUUGACCGCCGCUUGGUGACCAUGGCGGGUCUGGCAUACUGCAUUUCUCUCAUGGACAGGACAAAUCUUAGCAUGGCUGCAGUUGCAGGUAUGACCCACGAUCUUCAGCUUGGAGUCGGGACUCGCUAUUCCGUCGUGAUCCUUGUUUUCUUCAUACCCUACGUGCUCUUCCAACCCCCGAUGACGGUCAUUAUUCGAAAGGUGGGCCCCACGUUGUUUCUGGGCUGCCUCGUCAUAUCGUGGGGAGCAAUACUCGUUGGAAUGGGGUUUGUCAAAAAUUGGAAACAAAUGGUCGCGAUCCGCGUUCUCCUUGGCGCACUGGAAGCAGGCUACUUUCCUGGUUGCGUGUACCUUCUGUCAAGUUGGUACGUCCGGUAUGACAUCCAAAAGCGAUACUCGGUCUUCUACCUGAUCGGCUGUGUAGCAUCUGCGUUGGCUGGUAUACUCGCCUUUGGGCUCAUGCAGAUGGGAGGCCUUCAGGGCCUGGCGGGUUGGAGAUGGAUCUUCAUCAUGGAGGGCGUGAUCACCGGUGUCAUCGGAGUUCUGACCUUUAUCUUCAUGGUUGACUUUCCGGAGAAAGCACACAAAUCCUGGAAAUUCCUGAGCGAGAGGGAAAGUGCGUUCAUUGUUCGACGCAUCAACCGAGAUCGUGCUGAUGGUAACGGGGAGCCAUUCAAUCUGAAGCGCUUUGUGACUCCAGCCCUUGACCUGAAGAUCUGGGCAUAUGCAUUGAUUUGCUUAUGCACCACAACCGUGGCAUAUGCGAUCGCGUACUUUCUCCCCAUCAUCCUGCAGGAUGGCAUGGGCUUUAGCACUGGGGCUGCUCAAUGUUUGGUGGCGCCCCCUUAUGGGUUCGCGGGCAUUUUUAUGUAUGCGACCGCGUGGGUGAGUGAUCGGUAUCGGAUCCGUGGUCCGAUUGUGGCCUUCAACUCGUUGGUUUGCAUCGCCGGGCUGCCCCUGAUGGGGUUUGCCAAGGGCAAUGCUGUGCGAUACGUGGGCGUGUUUCUGGUGGUGGCGGGGUCAAAUGGAAAUAUCCCCGCGGUGAUGGCGUAUCAAGCUAACAACAUCCGUGGCCAAUGGACGCGUGCUUUCUGCAGCGCCACGCUGAUUGGCAUUGGCGCCAUUGGUGGCAUCGUGAGCAGUUUGGUGUUCCAGACCAAGGAUGCGCCGGAAUACCGACCGGGCAUAUGGACGACGAUUGCAUGCAACCUCUUCACUUUACUCACCGUAGCGGUUCUGAGCGCGUGGUUCCGCUAUGCGAACAAGCAAGCCGAUCGUGGAGAGCGCGUGCUUGAGGGGUCCCCGGAUUUCCGGUAUACUAUCUAGUUAAGGUCGUG